Molecule: messenger RNA, 996 nt
Organism: Hippopotamus amphibius kiboko
Lineage: Eukaryota; Metazoa; Chordata; Mammalia; Artiodactyla; Hippopotamidae
Product: olfactory receptor 1N2-like
Exons: 1
Biological process (GO): G protein-coupled receptor signaling pathway
Cellular component (GO): membrane
Molecular function (GO): G protein-coupled receptor activity; olfactory receptor activity
Source: RefSeq, a predicted model, not a curated record
AUGGAGGGGUUUUAUCUGCACAGAUAACAAGAACUACAGAGGAUGGGAAAACCAAGCAGAGUGAACCAAACCGCUGUUUCAGACUUCCUCCUUCUGGGACUCUCUGAGCUGCCAGAGGAACAACCUCUCCUCUUUGUCGUCUUCCUGGGCAUGUACCUGGUCACUGUCAUGGGGAACCUGCUCAUCAUCCUGGCCAUCAUCUCUGACCCCCACCUCCACACGCCCAUGUACUUCUUUCUGGCCAACCUGUCAAUAACGGAUGCCUGUUUCAUCUCUGCCUCAAUCCCCAAAAUGCUGGCCAACAUCCAUACUCAGAGUCAGACCAUCUCCUAUUCCGGGUGCUUUGCACAGCUCUACUUUCUCCUUGUGUUUGGCGGCCUUGACAACUUGCUUCUGGCUGUGAUGGCAUAUGACCGCUACGUGGCCAUCUGCCAGCCACUUCAUUACAGCACAGCUAUGAGUCCCCCACUCUGUGCCUUAAUGUUGAGCAUAUGCUGGGUGCUAACCAACUGUCCUGCACUGAUGCACACACUGCUGCUGACCCGUGUGGCCUUCUGCACCCACAAGGCCAUCCCCCACUUCUACUGUGAUCUCAGGGCUCUCCUGAAGCUUGCCUGCUCAGAUACCCGCCGCAACGAGCUAGCGAUCAUCACCGCGGGCCUCGUGUUCCUCGCCGCCCCCCUCACGCUCAUCGUCCUCUCCUAUGUCCGCAUCUCCUGGGCGGUGUUUGGCCUCUCGUCUCCUGGAGGGCGGUGGAAGGCCUUCUCGACGUGUGGUUCUCACCUCACAGCGGUCCUGCUCUUCUACGGCUCUAUUAUGGGUGUGUAUUUACUUCCUCCAUCAGCUCACUCUGCAGAGAGGGAAAGCAGGGCUGCCAUUCUCUAUAUGGUGAUUACUCCCAUGCUAAACCCAUUCAUCUAUAGCUUGAGGAACAAAGAUAUGAAGGAGGCUUUGAGUAAACUCUUCGGCAGUGGGAAAACCAUCUUCUUACCAUGA